GCCCGCUUCCAAGAUGGCGGCGGGAGCCUGGAAGGUGAAGCAGGACAUGCCGCCGCCGGGCGGUUAUGGAUCCAUCGACUAUAAGAGGCGGUUGCCCUAUCGGGGGCUCCCGGGUUAUGGCCUGCUUGCCAUUGGAAUUGGAGCCUUUGUUUUCGGGAGUUACACUAUUUACAGGUGGAACUGGGAGAGGAGGCUGCUGGCCUUUGAGGAUGCGGAAGCCAGGAUAGCACUCAUGCCUCUCUUGAUGGCUGAGGAUGACCGCAAGUUGGGCAGAGUGUCUACCAUACCACACGCUGGGUGUCCCCCAGAUCCGAUGAGCUGUACUUCCUCCAGCCACCAGAAGUUCAGCGAGAUAUCUUCUUCGGUUAUACCUGGAGCACAUAAGCAGACAAGGGUUGUGGAAGGAACCAUCUCUCUUGCUUUCCCAGGACAGAACUUAUGUUUCUUAAUAAACGAAUGCUCUCGGGAGCAUCGAUCCAUUGC
Thamnophis sirtalis is the source of this 483-nucleotide messenger RNA. Lineage: Eukaryota; Metazoa; Chordata; Lepidosauria; Squamata; Natricidae. The record is from RefSeq and is a predicted model, not a curated record.